Molecule: messenger RNA, 1842 nt
Organism: Drosophila hydei
Lineage: Eukaryota; Metazoa; Arthropoda; Insecta; Diptera; Drosophilidae
Gene: Cyp12b2
Product: cytochrome P450 12b1, mitochondrial
Exons: 6
Coding region: 197-1822 (541 amino acids)
Molecular function (GO): heme binding; iron ion binding; oxidoreductase activity, acting on paired donors, with incorporation or reduction of molecular oxygen
Source: RefSeq, a predicted model, not a curated record
AGUUUUUUGGCGAAAAGCACCCGUGAAAGCAAAUAAGAGCUUACUAACCAAUUGAGCGAAAAGCUUAAUAAAACUAUUUAGUUUGAGCUCGUCUGCGCUCGUGUGCGGUUUGUUUUUGAUAUUUGCGACAUUUGAGGCUAUUGCGUUUUUUCUCAAUACUAUAACUAUAUAAACUAGUUAAGACUAGUUCGUCAAUAUGUGGACGUCCAAAGUACCCAGCCAACAGCUCAACAAUAAGCAUCAGCUGUUCAAAGGGCGCCUACUAACUGUGGGCAGUGCACUCCAGCGGCAUCAGCAGCAGAACCAUUGGGAAGAAUUGUUGGAAACAACGCCGACGCGCAGCGAUGAGGAAUGGAUGCAGGCGAAAGCCUAUGCGGAACUACCUGGACCAGGUGCUUGGCGUCUGCUCUCCUACUUCCUGCCAGGCGGAAAACUCUACAAUACGAAUCUGAUACAAAUGAAUCGCCGCAUGCGUGAGUGGUACGGCGAUAUAUACCGUCUGCCCGGUCUACUGGGCAAAAAUGAUGUUAUAUUCACCUAUAAUCCGAAAGACUUUGAGUCGACCUACAGAAAUGAAGGCAUUUGGCCUAUACGCAUUGGUCUAGAGAGUUUUACCUACUAUCGCAAAGUGAUUCGACCAGAUGUUUUUGGCGGCAUUGGCGGACUAGUAUCCGAACAAGGCAAAUCCUGGGCGGAUAUACGGAAUAAGGUGAAUCCGGUGCUGAUGAAGGUGCAAAAUGUCAGACAGAAUCUGCCGCAAAUCGAUCAAAUAUCCAAAGAGUUCAUUGACAAAUUGGAAACCCUACGUAAUACGGCCACGCACACACUCAACGCUGACUUUCAUGAACAGCUCAAGAUGUGGGCCUUUGAAUCGAUCAGUUUUGUGGCGCUAAAUACACGCAUGGGUCUACUGAGCGAUCAACCAGACCCAAAUGCCGCACGCUUAGCCCAGCAUAUGUCGGAGUUCUUCAAUUAUAGCUUCACGUACGAUGUACAGCCAUCGAUUUGGCCGUAUUACCAAAUGCCUGAGUUUAAGAAAUUCCUGAAGACCUACGAUCACAUCACAGAGAUUACGACUAACUACAUAGAGGCGGCUAUAAAGCGAUUCGACGACGCGCAGCAAUCGGACACUAAAUGCGUACUACAGCAGCUGUUGGCCCUGAAUAAACAGGUGGCAGUGGUCAUGGCUAUGGAUAUGCUAAUGGCUGGCAUAGAUACGACGUCUUCAGCCUUUGUGACCGUGCUGUAUCAUCUGGCGUGCAAUCCCGAGAAGCAAUCGCAGCUGCAUCGCGAACUGCGGCGCAUUUUGCCCAGCUGCGAGGAUGCUCUGACCGCGGAGAAUACCAAAAAUAUGCCCUAUUUGCGCGCCUGCAUUAAGGAGGGUCUCAGGAUUACGUCCAUAACGCCGGGCAACUUCCGCAUAACUACCAAGGAUCUAGUGCUAUCCGGCUAUCGUGUGCCCCGUGGCACGGGCGUUCUCAUGGGCGUACUGGAGCUCUCCAAUAGCGAUGAAUACUUCGCUAGCAGUGCACAGUUUGUGCCCGAGCGUUGGCUCAAAUCGGAUUCGGAUGUGGAUGUGGAUGUGAAGGCAUGCCCGGAGGCGCGUAGUCGUAAUCCGUUUGUUUAUUUACCCUUUGGCUUUGGGCCACGCACUUGCAUAGGCAAACGCAUCGCUGAGCUGGAAAUGGAGACGCUGCUGGCACGGCUGCUGCGCCGCUACAAGAUCAGCUGGCUGGCCGAGACGCCGCUGCAGUAUGAAAGCACAAUAAUACUCUCGCCACAUGGGGAUAUACGCUUCAAGUUCGAGCCGCAUUCUGUUUAGAGAGUUGAGAAUAACAAAGC